AAACAAGGCAUCAUGUAGAACAGACCCUAAAUAAUUUUUUUCAUUUUGAACACAAAUGGUAAAACAGACUUUUCAAGCUCUCACAUCAAAGUAGCUAAAGUCAAGGAAAUUUUAAGUAUAACGUGGUGCAAGUGUGAAGGCAAAAUAGGUACCUAUAGUAUAAUUAAGGCUAAGUUGAGAAGGAUAAGCCGACACAGAGUUUUUAUCUUUCUAUAUAGAUGCAUUUAUAGACUUAUAAUGUAUGAUUCAAUUGCAUCUUCCAAUCACUCUCCUUUGAACUCUAUCUCCUUCUCCAAUCCCCUUCUCUGAAAACUUCAGCUUCCACAUGGGAGAAACUCAAGAAGUGCAACACUCCCAUGAAACUAGUUUCACCAUCCACAUGGGAGAAUCUCAAGAAGUGCAACUUAGCAAAAUUGCUAAUGGAGCGCAAGAAACAAAUUCCUUGGAGGGCAAUAAUUUUCGUGGUCCAAUGAAUGAAACGAUGAAGAGUAAGAAAAAAUUAUAUUACCGUUGGUUCAGAAUAGCCAUACAUUCUGCACUUGUGUUGGUGACUUCAUCAGCUGCAGUACUCCUUGGAAGAUUGUACUAUGAAAAGGGUGGAAAAAGUAAGUGGAUGGGAACACUUGUUCAACUUGGUGGUUUCCCUAUUUUGCUUCCUUAUUACUUGAUCACAGCACCCAAAAAUUUGACCACAAACAACAGCAGUCAUCCAAAUCAGCCAUCUGCUUCAAUGCUAGCUUUUGUGUAUGUCUCAAUUGGCCUACUUCUGGCAUUAGAUUGUUAUUUAUAUUCAGUUGGGCUAUGGUACCUUCCUGUCUCAACCUAUUCACUCAUUUGCUCAUCCCAGUUGGCUUUUAAUGCUUUAUUCUCAUACUUCCUCAAUUCACUCAAGUUCACACCUUACAUAGUAAACUCUUUAAUCCUUCUCACCAUUUCCUCUACCCUUCUUGUAUUUCAAAACGAGUCAUCAUCAGAUGAUUCAGACUCCACACAAAUAUCCAAGAAAAAGUAUGUGAUUGGAUUCAUAUGCACAGUUGGUGCAUCAGCAGGGUAUGGACUAUGGCUUUCCCUCACACAGCUUGUGUUCAAGAAGGUCAUGAAAGGGGAAACAUUCCAAGUGGUCAUGGACAUGAUAAUAUACACGUCUCUUGUUGCUACCUGUGUUACUGUAGUGGGACUUUUUGCUAGUGGUGAAUGGAAUGGUUUGACGAAUGAAAUGAAUGAGUAUGAGUUGGGGAAGGCUUCAUAUGUGUUGAACCUCACUUUCACAGCCACACUUUGGCAACUCUUUACAAUUAGUUGUUUUGGACUCAUCAGAGAGGUUUCUUCCCUCUUCUCAAAUGCCAUAAGCGCUUUGGGAGUGCCUAUUGUUCCAAUAUUGGCAGUGAUAUUCUUUCAUGACAAAAUGCACGGUAUCAAGGCUAUCUCUAUGGUGCUUGCUAUUUGGGGCAUUAUAUCAUAUGUGUAUCAACAGUACAUUGAUGACACCACGUCUGAAAACACAGUCAAUAGUCACGUUGCAAAACCUUCUGUACCUGAAGAAGAGGUUCAUAGAUAAGUUAGGUAGCCUUUUUAAGUCCAAUUUUGAGACUUAGAAACUCUAUCCCUGUUUGUAUUACAGAUUUACAACACUUACAAAUAUGUAUAUAUUACAUAUCAGUAAUUGAAUUUUGAAUUUAAUGGCUUUGCAA
Molecule: messenger RNA, 1691 nt
Organism: Vigna radiata var. radiata (mung bean)
Lineage: Eukaryota; Viridiplantae; Streptophyta; Magnoliopsida; Fabales; Fabaceae
Product: purine permease 21
Exons: 2
Coding region: 326-1558 (410 amino acids)
Cellular component (GO): membrane
Molecular function (GO): purine nucleoside transmembrane transporter activity
Source: RefSeq, a predicted model, not a curated record